Messenger RNA from Epithele typhae, 3348 nucleotides. RefSeq lists its product as uncharacterized. The record is from RefSeq and is a predicted model, not a curated record. NCBI's taxonomy places the organism in Eukaryota, Fungi, Basidiomycota, Agaricomycetes, Polyporales, Epitheliaceae. Bases 1 to 3348 code for a protein of 1115 amino acids. The transcript has 9 exons.
AUGGCUCGCCGCGACACGGACCAAAUCCUGUCCUACUAUCAGUCGGAGCACGCUGGUCGCGACCCGGACCUUCACGCCCAAGUACAGGACUCCAAACCCAAUACUUCUCCCCACGCAGACCGACACGACCGCACUCGCCACUCCGAGUCCUCUCCUUCCCACCGUUCCCCUUCACGCCUCCCACCACCGUCCAACCACGCGCGCAAGAAUUCGAAAACCGCGCUCGCCCCCGCGCCGCCUCUCAGCAGCUACGUCAACCCCGAGCCCAGAGCGAGUCUCAGCGCACUUCCAUUGAGCACGCAUACCCACGACGUCCCAGAGCUCCCCACGCCGCACUCUACGCGUGAGCGCGAGCGAACGAGUGGCUCCACGGGAUCAGGCAGGGCAGCCGGAAGCGACCGCAGCGAGUUCAGACACUCGAGACGGCCCAGUGUCCCCACGGAGGGCGGUGCAGACAGGCGUCGCCUCGCCAUAGUGGAGAUGGACACACCGCUCCCCGCGUCCCUGGGCCGUAAAAGGAGUAACCUCGAUGGCCGCAGCAAUCCCUCCGCUACUGAUUCCCCUCCCUCUCGCUCCUCCGCGCGCGCCCACCCUCUAGACGCGAUGCCCGGCGGUACCCUCUUCGCGCGGCGCGGCGUGCACAUCGGCGGCCUCGCGCUCGUCGCGCCGCCCGACGCGGCCCCGUCGUCGUACCAAGACCUCACCCCUCCACCUUCGACCGCCCCGCUGGUGUCCACCGGAAGCAAGACGACAAGCGCGAAGUUCGCCGCAACACACGCACGCUCGGCGUCAGAGGCGGUCGACGGUGGCCGCGCCCGGCUUGCACGCAUGCCGUCGCGCGACGUCGGGAUCGUGGGCCUUCACUCUGGUUCGUCGGCGUCGGAGAGUGCGGGGCCGGCAAGCCCCGGCUCGGACGACCUGUACGGCAUCGGCGUCGGCGACGGGAGCGUGCCUGUGUUCCAGACGCCGGGCCGCAGCCGGCCACCGUCGCCAGGCCAUGCCACAGACGCCAGGCUCGAUCGUCUGCCACAGCGACUGUUCCCCUCGCCGCUCAUCGGCAUGGACGACGCCGACGCCGGGAUGCUCACUCCCCCCAUCGGCCAGGGCAAGGACAUCCGCCAGCCCGUCGUCGGUCCCGUCAUCGUCGGUCUCUCCCCCGAGCUCCUCCGUCGCGACCGCGCCCACCCCGGCGCGCGCCAUCCCCAGGCCCAGUCCCCCGCCUCGUCCUCCGGCUCGUCGUCGGUCCAGUCGCCCUCAUCCUCAUCCACGUCGUUCCCGUCGCCCUUCUUGCACUACCACCCCGGGUUGCAUGCAACUGCGGGCCCGCUCCCGCCUCCUCCACGCUCCAUUUUUGACACCACGCGUGGUGACCCGGGCCCUCCUCCCCGCCCCCCUCGAUACCACACGCCCAUACCUAACAACUCCCGCCGCGAUAUAGACGCGAUCAAGGAGGCGUUACAGCUACCUCAGUCAGUCUCCGCAAAACUGGCCGCCAGAACUCCGCCCGUGGAGGACAGGGAGGACAAGCUCGAAGGUCAGCCACCGAAGCCCGAAGGUAGCACGGGCCAGGAGAGGAGCAAGGCGCGGAGCAUGGAUUCGGUGUACAGCGAUGAGGCAGCAGACGAGCCCUCCGUCAAACUGGUGUCGGCUCCGCCGCCUGCGCACAGAAGAGAGGGUGCAUUUCCGCCCUCAAGGUUCCUCUCAUCGUCGCCUAGCAAGCAGAGCGUCCAGUCUCCCCUACCCUCCCAAUCACCUCCGCAGAUCGAUGAAGCGACACCUGCGUCGUCGCGCGGUGCGGCAGGGGGCAGACCCGUCGUGGUCGUUGAGCAGGAUGAGCCGGAGGAGGAGACGGCGAAGUCGGAGGAAGAAGUGCCGCGGAGGCCGGCAAUUGACUUGGAGCGCGAGAGCAGCUGGGCGAGCCUCAGAGAGUCCGUCCUCACGAAGCGUCACUCGUCACCGAACGGCAAGACGAAUAUGCUGCAGAAGCCCAGUCCCGAAGUGGUGUCCCGCUCCCCGUCCGUUUCGCACCUCCCCUCGCUACCUCCGAAGAGCAUCCGCGGCUGGUCAGACGACGAGAAGAGCACGUCCCUCGCGCCGAGCUCGUUCAAAGUCCUCACGAGCCUCAAGCGCUUCUCAUCUCUCCCCCGCACACCGUCGCGCUCAUCGCGGUCGAGCAAGCGGUCGUCCACUGACGACCCUCGGCGCUCACUCUCUCCGCCCCCUCCUACGCCCCCGCCGCAGAUCCACGUCCAGUCUCCUCCUAGGAAACGGAUGGUACCGAAGAUCAAGUACGUGCAUUCAUGGCCCCCAGCGAUGAACCCAGCGGAGAUUGUCUCCCUCCGGGGGUCGCGAGAGCGGGCGCAGAUGUACGCGAUGAAGAUCAACGAGCUAUCGCAGUACGACUGUGGCUUGCGCAAUUGGUUACAGACACAACACCGUGGGUCGCUCUCGCAGCCCUCCACACAGGCCUCACACCGAGGGGCGCACCAUGCUCCGCAUGCGUCCCUGCCUGCAGAAUUCGGCGCCGUGCCUUCUGGCCUCCGGAAUGUCUCACAUGGGUCGAUGGCCUCUGAAGCGACCUUUCCCAUCCGGGCCGACGCCUACACCGCCACGGACCUCUCAACACGACCUUCGGACGUCUUCUCUUCCGCAGCAUCUCCGCCCAACCUACCGUACCCCGCACUGGCGCAAGUGCAGAUCUCAACGUCGCGCUCGCCUGCGCGGGCGUCCACCCUGCUGCUGUCGCCCACCAAGGCGCUCGGCCUCCCGCUCCCUCUCUCAGGCGCCAGGAGCGGGACGGGCUUCUUCGCAGACAAACCCACACUCGGCGCCCCGUCUGGAAGAUUGUUGAAGCAACGCCCUCCCGGGAUCGCACAGGCGCACUCCAGCCCGCAGCCCUCCACGUCGACCCCGCCCUCCAUCCCCGGCGGGCCUCGGUCCGCUCCAGGCCGCAUCGCCCGCGCGAAGACCUCCGGCUCCGCCCUCGGGAGCACGGGCAGGACCUCGAACACGAGCUCGCGCGGCGGCUCCGCGAGCCCUCCCCGGCCCGCGGGCAGCACGAGCCCACAGCGCCAGAGCGCGAGCGUGGUCGCCGCGAGCCGGCGGCCGUCGCUCUUCGCGCGCGCGCGCCAGGGGCACGCCUCCGUCGUCCCCCACACCGCGCGUGGGGUGUCCCCGGCGGGGCGCGCCGACCUCGCGUUCGAGCGCGAGGUCGACCGGCUCGCGGACCUGCUCCCGCACGCUGAGCGACAGGUGCUCGCGGGUUAUCUCCGUCGUGCGGGUCAGGACAUGCUCGCGAUCGGGCAGUACCUUGAGGACGAGAAGAACGGGACGCUGCGGCGGGACUAG